UUUUUCACUUAUAGAUAUGGAACAUUUUCUCAAGUGGCGACCUUUAUCCAUGUAGGCUCAGAUGAAAUGAUACCUUAUAACAACAAGCCUGCUUAUUUCCUUCCGACCCUACUAAUGUUUUGGGAAUUUCAAAUAGAACAGCGAAGUCGCCGAGUCAUAUACUUCUCCAAUUUUGGUUAUCUUGAGAAGCAAAGUCUUAACGGAAACCGCAGACGUGAGCACGCAGACGGGCUAAGUGGGGUUUAUCGGGUUGUAGUGCACUGUCUGCUUAUUCAGGCCUAAGUUUGAUAAUCGUAUUUUAGAUAACACUGAAAUUAAUCAUAACAUUGUUGUGACUGAAAAAAUAAAAUGGCAUUAAUCAUACUGGAACUUGCAUUUCAAAUGGCAAAAUGGUUAGAACUUUACACCUUAUUUUAAGAUUAAUGGCAAAUGUCUUCAUGAUAACUGGCCCUCGAUGACUCUUUUCAAGGUAUCAGUUCUUUUGAAUUCUGCACAUACAAAGCCUUGGGAUCUAAAAGCCUCUGAAAACGGCUUUGACCAUACAAGGGUCGGACGGCUAUGUCAUGCUGAUGAACCCUAAUGAGGGUGAAACAGCUGUCCAUGGCUGCCACUGCCCGGGUGAUAUAGCUGUGCGCAUGGAUUGAGAUACUGGCUAGGCCGUGGGUUGAUGUGCGUGUGUCACUUGCUCCUAUAAAGUUUGUCUCCUUGAGGGGUAUAAUUCUUAUUUUCGGACGAACAUCCUUGUAACUGUUGUAUGGGAGUCACCCACCACAUCACACAGGCAGUGACAGCGGCCAUCUACAGCUGUUUCUUUCUCUUUAAGACUCAGUAGCAGGGGUAAGCUCUAACCAAGAGGAUUCACGUGCGACCAGUCAAGUGCAAAAGCACUUCUUUAAGCGGCAGCUCCACUGUACCCUUGUGGUAGCUGUUGGCUGGGAACCUUAAAACAGUUUUCGGCAAGCGUAUGGAUGAUGUGGCUGUGCGCAUGCGUUAGGUACUGGCCAGGCCAUGGGUUUGUGUAAGUGCUCCUUGAUAGCAGUUUGUCUGUGGAAUGCCGGCACUCGAUUUUUUACGCAAUUGCAUAAAUUGCGUUCACUGCGACGAUCAUUUCUUCAUUUUCAUUUCAUUUCAGCAGUCCAUAUGAUUUAUUUCAUAAAGGUGGUUUUCAUGCAAUCUCGGGAGACACAAAUAACAAUGGUGAAAUGAACAAAUGCUGGUGGACAAACAAAGAGAGCUAAUGAGCGAUCUUUUGUUUACCGUCCACCAGCAUGGCGGCGAUGACGUAACGUGAAAACCACCUAUAUCAUUAACACUCGGUUUUUCAUUGUACACCAAUGGUUACUGAAUCUUUCCUUGAUGACUGCGAGGGAGGUUUCUGAAACCAAACAAACGUUACCUUAAUUUCAAUCUCUUCGAAACCCUUUCAUUAUGAGAAUGGGGUCUCCUUCAUUGAUCAUUGAGGUCGGUAGACGUAACUAGCUCUUUCGCCCAUAUAGUCCCAUUGGAGCUAGAACACAAGAAACGUACGGAGACAAGACGAAGUGCUCUCAUCAUUUAAAACGGUAAUCAGUCCUUUGUUUGUCUUACCCCAGUGCUUGAUUGACCAACUACAAAAGGCCUAUUAUAGAUGUAACGAACUGGAAAACUGAAACGUCCCUUCUGAUGAGAGGGCUGCUGAACGCUGAAGAGUUAAACUUGUGUCUGCUGAAGGAGAACUCCAGCUAGAGCCAGAGCGAGAAUUUGGAUCUGUAACAACACCCUUGAAACCUGGUGCUUUAAAUCAUAGCCAUGGGGUCAGUUCAGAGAUUUGCCGUGAAACGUUCCCGUAGUAGUGGUUGGUGACGAGUGUCCUAGAAUAGGUUUGGUGACGUAAGCAUUGUUUUAGCAUUCUCUUGGGACGACUGUAAUACCAAUAGAAAUUGAAAAUUUUGAAACUCUUGCGCAAAAGUUGGGAGGGUACCCAAGGUGUAUUAUUGGCAAUGUGAAAGAGAAGGUUUAACAAUAACUAAGUUACCUUGAACAGUUUAUCGGUCGAAAGGAGUUUCGCGGGAUCCUUGCUUGUUCUGAUCCAAACUGUUUAGCUGAAAAUUCCAGUAAGAAGUAGCUGAAACAUCCUCACGCUAACCUAUUCACAAUCCUUGUGUCUCGAUACUACUUUGUUGAUGUUGUGGUUGUCACUCUCGCUAUAUUAUAACAUUAUCGUCUAACAAGACGCUAGUAAUAGAGAUAGCUUAAUAAUUCGACAUUGUACAGACUAAAGGCAGUGUUUUCAAUAUUCUCCUCUCCUAGAAGGACUGCCUGGAACUGUUGCCAGGUUUCACUAGCAAAUGAAAUUUGAAACACCCUUGAUCUUCGGCAUCAAUUUGUUUAAUGUUGUCCAGCGAGCAGUUUUAAGUUGAUCGAUCAUGCAAAGAAACUUUUGAGUCUCUACUGAUUAGAAAAGUCUCCAUAUACGUUAGGACUAAAACGAAUUGAACCUCUCAGCACCAUAGGGGUCAGGGACCAAUUGCAUCAUCACCACGGUCGAUAUCCUGGAGUCAACGAGGAUUGGCACCACCACCCCUUACUAUACAUGACCAACAAACUAAAACAAUAAUAAAAACAUGACGGGUGUACAACCUUUUUAGGCCUUUAGGAGAAGAUAAAAGAGAAAUCAAAUCGUUUCAAACGGUGGAUUCAUUGGCACCAUACGCCUUUGGGUAUCGCACUUACCCUCUGGCGCUAUUUAUCGUUAUGAGCCUAUCCUACAUUAGAUUAUUGACAACUUUCUUCGGGGAUCAUCAUCACCAGGACCUUUUCUCCAAGAAGAAAUCAAACGUCGUUAUCGGUUAUCUGUGAAAGCUGACAGUUUCGUUGUUGCGCACCUCCAGGCAUUUUUUUUUUCAAAGAAAAGGCUGCGAAUACAAACGUGUUUAUAUUUGCCUGUAGCAUUUUUCUCGAUGGAGGAAAAGCCGGGAAUAGGUUUGCGUUCGUAGGCUUGCUUGGUAGUGCUGGUGGUGUAAGACCCUAAAGAAAGUUCCACAUUCGAGAUUCGAUAUCAACUUUUUUUUUUCCCAGUAAAGGCACCACAUGAAACCUACUACAUGUAAAACGCAAUUUUUACUCUAUCUUCAAUUCUCUUUUCUCAAAAGGUAACGUUUUAAAAGCAUGUGCAACAGGUACUCCUGAAGCUGCCCCGUUCUCAGACAUCUCUCUCCCACGGUGGUCCUCAGUUACUCGUCUUUCACUUUCGCCUUUUUCCGGGACCAAAGUGUGGUACGAAGAGUCUAAAGAGGAGGCAGCUGUUGAUCAAGUGUGA
Molecule: messenger RNA, 3298 nt
Organism: Porites lobata
Lineage: Eukaryota; Metazoa; Cnidaria; Anthozoa; Scleractinia; Poritidae
Source: the annotation of a GenBank genome assembly